Fonsecaea multimorphosa CBS 102226 is the source of this 3996-nucleotide messenger RNA. RefSeq lists its product as uncharacterized. Gene Ontology annotation, molecular function: potassium:chloride symporter activity. Gene Ontology annotation, cellular component: membrane. The record is from RefSeq and is a predicted model, not a curated record. Bases 1 to 3996 code for a protein of 1331 amino acids. The transcript is spliced from 2 exons. Lineage: Eukaryota; Fungi; Ascomycota; Eurotiomycetes; Chaetothyriales; Herpotrichiellaceae. Gene Ontology annotation, biological process: chloride transmembrane transport; potassium ion homeostasis; chloride ion homeostasis.
AUGGCCAGCACAGGAGGAAAAAAGGGCUGGCCGGACUUUGGAACGGGACGAGGCUCUGUAACUCGACGCGGUCCCGCCUUUUUGACGCGCACAGCUACUGAUGAGGCUGCUCAAUUACUACGAAGGUCAUCUUUCCCAGGCACUCCAGAAGAGCAUCGUCCUGCAUCAGCCCACGAUGGCUCAGCAUAUACUCUGUCAAGACCUGCGACCGCCCAGUCUUCUGUGUCUGUUCCGCCGCUUGCGCCGGUUGACAUAUCGACUUCUUCAAAAGCUUAUGGGACUUUCGAUGGCCCUCAAGACUCACGAGGCGACGCUCAGCCGCCAACGUCAACAGCUGCGGAUCAAGGUUUGCCAGGACAUUCACUUAUAACCUAUAGCCGUGGUACAGCUGGCAAGGUUGAGAAAUCGGGUCUGCACAAUGAUGGCACGGCUCCGCGCCCAGCUGGAGGCUCGGAAAAGUUGGGAACGUUCUCAGGAGUCUUUGUUCCUACAAGUCUGAACGUCCUAAGCAUCCUCAUGUUCAUCCGCUUCGGUUUCAUACUUGGGCAGAGCGGUGUGAUAGGCAUGCUGGCCAUGCUGGUCGCAGCUUAUGUCAUCAAUUUGAUCACGACCAUGUCCCUUUCGGCGGUAGCUUCCAACGGCACGGUCAGAGGAGGAGGGGCCUAUUAUCUGAUCUCCAGAUCCCUUGGUCCUGAAUUUGGUGGAGCCAUCGGGUUGGUGUCGUAUCUCGGCUUCGUCUUCAACACGGGAAUGAAUGCAGUCGCUCUAGUCGACUGUCUCUCCUACAACUUUGGUGCCAAGUCUGGGAACUGGGCCAACACUCUUCCUGAAGGUCAGUGGUGGGAGUAUCUCUGGAGUACUUUGGUUGUGGUACUAUGUGUCACUAUCUGUAUGGCCGGAAGUGCGAUUUUCGCGCGUGCGAGCAAUGGCCUGCUUUUCAUUCUGCUUCUGGCAACGUUUAGCGUUCCCUUUUCAGCCAUUAUUCGAACACCAUUCGAGACCCAAAAACAAUUUCUGCAGUUUACUGGCCUUCGCCUUGACACUCUCAAAGAGAACCUGCUACCUCAUUUCACCAAGGGAGCUGCUGGUAGCGAGCUCAAAGGCAAAGAGAACUAUCAAGAUCUGUUUGGCAUUUUGUUCCCCGCAACUGGAGGUAUUCUCGCCGGAGCGAGCAUGUCAGGCGAUCUGAAGAAUCCUAGUGCAUCCAUUCCCAGGGGCACACUCGGUGGAUUGGCCUUGACCUUCGUUGCAUACGCUUUGGUGGUCUUAGCCAUGGCUGCAAGCAUAACCAGGGAAUCCUUCUACCGGAACGUCAACGUUGUGCAAGACGCCAGCGUGUCGGGGAUGCUAAUCCUGGCCGGAGAGUUGGCAUCGACAUUCUUCUCUGUGUUGAUGGGUAUUAUUGGGCCAGCGAAGCAACUGCAAGCCAUCGCCAGAGACAAGGUUGUUCCAGGUCUCUCUAUAUUCGGGCAGGGGACGAAGAAGAAGGAUGAGCCAAUUUACGCGAUCCUUUGCACUUUCGCUGUCACUCAGCUGGUGCUUCUUCUCGACAUUAAUCAAAUUGCGUCGCUGAUUACCAUGACUUACCUCAUGACCUUUUUUGCUUUGAAUGUGGCCACGUUUCUUUUGAAGAUUGGCUCUGCCCCGAAUUUUCGGCCGUCGUUCUCGUACUUCAACUGGUGGACGGCGGCCUCUGGUGCGCUUCUCAGCGCGGGCAGCAUGUUCUUUGUUGAUGGACUUUCGGCAUCUGGGUCGGUUUGCAUUCUACUCAUCCUCAUCAUAAUGAUCCACUACACGACUCCGCCAAAACCCUGGGGCUCGAUUUCGGAAGUCCUCAUCUAUCACCAAGUCCGAAAAUAUCUCCUGAGACUCAAGACUGAGCACGUCAAAUUCUGGCGCCCGCAAAUCCUUCUGCUCGUGAAUGACCCUAGAAGGAGCUACAAACUCAUUCACUUCUGUAAUUCGCUCAAGAAAGGUGCCUUAUUCAUCAUUGGCCAUGUCAUUGUUACGCAAAACUUCGGCGCCUCUGUGCCCGAAGCACGUCGUCAGCAAGCAGCUUGGAACAAAUUUAUCGAUAUUUCCAAAAUCAAAGCUUUUGUGAACGUGGCAAUUUCACCUUCUAUUGAAUGGGGGGCUAGAAAUGUCUUUCUCUCCGCCGGCUUGGGGGGCAUGCGCCCGAACAUUGUUGUCCUCGGUUUCUACAAUUUGCAACAGUUCAGAUCAGAGCAACCUCUGGUCGACGUGCCGAGCCCGCCCCCAGAAAGAAAAGCUAGUUCGCUUAGACGCCGUCGUACCAGCAGGAGCCAGGUCAGAGGCGAACUGCCUACAGACGUCUGCUAUGUGGAGAAAAGAACAGAUAUCCAGAGUUAUGUUAUGGUUUUGGAAGAUAUGAUCCUCAAGCUGCGGACUAACGUUGCGGUGGCAAUAGGGUUUGCCGACCUGGAACUUCCUAAAGCAAAAGCCGCUGUCACAAAGAAGUACAUAGAUCUGUGGCCCAUCCAGAUGUCCGCGGAACUCACAUCUGAAACGGAUGGUCAACCGCAGAAUGUCACAACCACCAACUUCGACACGUAUACCCUCAUCCUGCAGCUUGGGUGCAUUCUCAACACAGUGACAUCGUGGAAGCGAUCCUACGACCUUCGAGUCGCAGUCUUUGUUGAGUACGAGGCUGAUGUGGAAGAGGAAAGAGCUCGGGUUACGUCCCUCUUAGAAAAUCUACGGAUUAGGGCUCAGGUUCUGGUGUUCUGGCUGGCUUGUGGCACCAUCAAAAGUUACAACUAUGUCGUCAACGGGCAAGAUGUCGACGAAGAGACGCAAGACCAAGUCAACAAAGUUCUGGAAGAUGAAACAUGGUGGCAAGAACUUCUCAGACUCCGAGGCAAGUCCAGAUCUGGCGAUGUUACAGCUGGGGAUGCCUCUUCGAUGGCCGAUGAUUUUAUAUGGCCAAGCUCGUCUCUACCAAGCAGAAGAGAUAGUGCUUUCGUUCGUAUGGACGGUCUUCGCAGGAUAUUGACGCAUCCGAGAAAGAGGUCAUCAUUUGGCAACUUGUCCAGUCUUGGGGUGAGCCUUUCUAUGAGAACCUCACGGAUAGACGACGACAUGCUUAGCCGACAUGCAUCCCAUCCAAGUGACUCUGAACGCUCUGAAUCCGAGGAUGAGGACGAAGACGAAGAAGAUGGUGAGGAAGAGGAGACGUCCGAUGAUCAAGACUCGGGCGCGAGUCUAUCAGAACGCGACAGAGAGCAGAUGCACGAAUCGUCUGGCAGCCUUAGGUCCGCUCUCAAAACUAAAUCCUCAUCGUCCAGGAAGAGUAGCCGGGCAAGCUCGAAAAAGUCGAGCCGCAAAAGGCAAAGGGAGGAAGCUUCGAGGAUGGAACGCUCUACCUCGGCUGAGCCAGAAUUGCAAUUUGAUGAAGAGAUUCUCCCUUCAGGGAACGAGGAAGUCCUUCGAGGCCGUAGUCCGGCCGCGUCGGAUUCCGGCGCACCAUCGCUCAAACAAAACCUUGAGACUGUGGCCUCAUCGCUAAGAUCUCGAGCAGCUUCACCAAAUUUCACAUCUGAGCCUGUCCCUCUCACCAAAGUGCCUAGUGACGAAGGGGCCGGUCCCUCAAUCAUGUUCGCCGAAAGUCCACACCCGCGGCGACAAAUGCCUGAAGAUACCAUCCCAGCUGCAGGACGAUCAAUUUACCAACGGACAAGAGAGGACAGCACUGCUCCCCAACCGUCCGCUUCUGGCUUUCCAACAGCGGCCUCGAUUCCAUUGUCCUUCAACGACUUACCGAGCCGUGCACAACAUCUGAUCUUGAAUGAACUGAUAUCGCAGAACAGCGAUGACACUGCCGUCAUCUUCACAACAUUGCCGGCACCGGUGGAAGGAACAUACCGCAGCGAGACGGACAGCCUUGGGUAUAUCAGUGACUUGGAAGUGCUGGCUGGUGGACUCCCGCCGACAUUGCUGGUGCACAGUAACAGCAUGACUGUUACUACGAAUUUAUGA